This is a messenger RNA of Paraphaeosphaeria sporulosa, 1760 nucleotides long. RefSeq lists its product as uncharacterized. Gene Ontology annotation, cellular component: nucleus. NCBI's taxonomy places the organism in Eukaryota, Fungi, Ascomycota, Dothideomycetes, Pleosporales, Didymosphaeriaceae. The transcript has 2 exons. Gene Ontology annotation, molecular function: RNA binding; protein binding. The record is from RefSeq and is a predicted model, not a curated record. The coding region runs from base 226 to 1452 and encodes 408 amino acids. Gene Ontology annotation, biological process: poly(A)+ mRNA export from nucleus.
UGUACUUAUAACAACCUUCCCCUGCCUGCUCUGUUGGGACACCCCUCCGCUUGCGCGCACCACCACCGCAUCCGACCCCGCGCGCACACCCACUACACAACCCUUUGCGCUUUCCCUCGAGCGCAUCACCAGGUCAAGCGCAGUCGCUUCUGUCACUUCCGACCUUGCGUGGCCCAGCAAGUUUACACAAUUCCGAAAACCCUUUUCACACACCCCCGGGUUGCCAUGACAGGCUCUACUGCCUCCCGUCCCCGCGGCGGCGGUAUCCGCAAGCAACGCGCGAAGCGCGACCGAGACGGCGACCUGGUCAUGGGCGCAGCACCUCGAGUUGCUACAGCUGCACGCGCAUCCGGCUCCAAGCCUCGGGCGAGUCGAGACUCGCAUACCGCCCCCUUCACCGAGCUCAAGGUGACCGGCUGGUCCGACGAUAAAGAGGUCGCCAAGCUCCUCAACUUUCUCGAGCGCCAUGCCGCACGCCGCAGCCAGAAGGUCACCAAGGGCGCCGUACCACCAAAGAUGGUCAAGCGACAUUCGGCAGCCGGCACUCUCCUCAAGAUCUGGGUCCGCCCGGAAGAUGUUCCUGCAUUUGGCAAGAUCAAUGGCUUCACUUUCACUUCCGCCCAUGGUAGCCAGAAGCUUACCAUCACUGGCCCCGGCAUCCGCAGCAAGUCACCGAACGCCAUGGAGACGUCUGGCGACAAAGACAACGCCACUCUCAAGCCAGAGACAUCAGAGACCAUUGAGCUCCUCAAAGGCUUCCUAUCCCGCCGCUACCAAGCAGACGAAAAGCUACUCAAUCUGUCCAAAAUCGCCGAUGAUGAAGAGGUGGCUAAAUCAGGCAUGUUCAGCGAUGUCCGGACACAGAAGAAGUUCUUUCCUGCUCUGAUGGUCGUUUGCGAUCAGACGCUCAAGUCAGCCGAGGAGAAGCGCGAAGCCAUACACAGCGUCACACUUUCCGGCAACAAUCUACCAAACUUGGAUGUUGUGCGCGAUCUGUCAACCACUUUGCCUCACAUCCAGAAUCUCGACCUAUCGGGCAAUAACUUUGCCAACAUCCGCGUCCUCAAGCCCUGGAAGCAACGCUUUCGAUCUCUCCAACAUCUCAUCGUCGAGAUCGCCGAGCCAGGCUGGGAAGAAGAACUCACUUCGUGGUUCCCCAAGCUUCGCAUCCUCAACGGCCAGCAGGUCCGCCCCGAUCCUGCGCCAACCCCCACGGAACCGGCAGCCACCCCUGCUGCACCGGUAGCCGCACCAGUACCUACUGUGGCACUUCCAAUCCCCGGGCUUACUCCUGAACAAGAGCAAAUGGUCGCCUACGUCAUUGAGCAGACGAACCUCAAGCGCGAGAUGGCUCUGCAAUGUUUGGAAGCCGGCAAGUGGGACAUCAAUGCUGCCGGACAGCUCUUCCUAGCCACCAAGGACACUCUCGGCCCUGAAUCCUUCAACAGCUAGUGGACGGAAAGCAUCUACGACAAAGACGACGAAUGGUCACAGUACAAUGACAUCGAUCCGCAACCCACGUAUAACAAAAUGUAGCGGAAGGCCUUGGGGCCAUUGUUUUUGGACGCCUUGUUAUACCAGAAUGUGCAUCUUACAGGCGGAAUGCAUUGGAAAUUGUAUUUCACGGUUUUCGGUUUUGAUAUCUUGGCAUAGCGAUUGCAUGGGACGGCGUUUUUCACGGACCGGCUUUUGACGGAUCUGCUUCACAUAGAUACCCAAUCUUAUAAGACCUGCGACGCAAGAGCCAGGCAUUUGACCAG